UAAUAAGAGGCGCUGUAUAUCGCAGUAAAUGGAGUAAUACUAAAAGAAACGCAGCUUCUUUUCAUGGCCUAAAUCGUUUGGGUUAGACCAGAAAAGGCCCUAAAUUCACAGUUUGUAAUUUCAGGCUUUGGAUGCAGCUAUUGAUUUUGAUGAAUCCAUUUCUGGAGGUGAAGGUGGGAUUCUUCAAGGGUGUAUGGAGAUGAAAUCACUGCUGAAAUUUUACGAUGCAAUACAUAAAUCCAUCAUAAUUUUCAAAUUGUUAUAGUUCUCUUUUCCAGGAUGGCAUCAUCUCCUCAAGUUGAGGUAGAGGCUGCUAACUUCCUUCACAAGUUGAUACGCGAGUCGACGGAUGAGCCAGCCAAAUUAGCAACAAAACUUUAUGUGAUAUGCCAACAUAUGAAAAUAAGUGGGAAGGAGCAUUCCUUGCCUUAUCAAGUCAUAUCCAGGGCUAUGGAAACUGUUAUUGCUCAGCAUGGUCUGGACAUUAAUGUUUUGAAGUCAUCUCGUCUAGGCUUGGCUAGUGGGCUUGAAGUUGGGGAUUCAAGUUCACGAGCCAGUCGUAGUGGAAAUGAAAGUGGUCAUGCAGUCGAUCCCGUUGACUCUGGUAUGGCAAGAAUGAAGGAGAAGGAAACAUCAAACACCAUGGGACUUGGUAUUAGUAAUCUGUCUCACAAAGGUGGGCCUCUUAGUCCAUGGCAUGUACCUUUAUCUGAGAAUGAAAUAUCCAAGCAGGGAAAUGUAAAUUUCAAAAAGCCAUUUGAAGGGCCAGUGGAUUUACAUAUGUUCCAAAGGAUAAGUAAAGCCUCUGAGCAUGAUGCUGUAAACACUCCCCCUGUUGAAGAUUUUAAAUCUGGUCACCAACAGGAGAGGAAUGAUAAUGUGAGGUCCGAUGAUCAGGAUGCUGGAAAGGAUGUGAUUGAUAGAAGACUUAAUGCUAAGAGAAGGAGAGGGGAUUCUGGGCUGAAUCCAAAUGAGGGAUACUUAGAAAAUUCACAACAGAGAAAUGCUCCAUGCUCUAUGGGCCCAAGUUUAAAGAAGGGGAAGAUUGUUAACCAGGGCGAUAUGCAAGGCCAGAUUAUGAUUAAAGGUGAUGAACAAGCUCGUCUGAUCAGUUUUGGGCAACACAAUGAUCAGUUGAAUCAGAUCUCGUCUUUUUCGAGUGGCAUCGACUCUUAUGCAUUAAGGGGCAAGCCCGAUGAUAUGCCAGGUUUCAUCCCUGAAAAAGCUGCUGUUAAAGUAAAAGCAGGCUCAAAAAUGGGGGCUCAAUCUAUGAUGCACAUGGAAGAAGGAGAAGUUUCUUCAGGUGUUGAUGCUUUUGGGCAAUCUAAAGGUGGUCCAUCACAUCCCAGAUUUGGAAUUCCUAGUUCUGGAGGGCUUUCAAUAGACGAACCCUCCUUUGUUUCCUCUGCAAGAGAGUUGAAGAAAGAUUUGCGAUUGCCGGAAGAUCAGAUUAAUGAUUUUUCUGGGCAAUCCUCCGAAGUAUCCCACAUUACUAAAAGUACUAAAGGUUGGCAAGAUCAUGGUAUCUCUCAAGUUGCUCGAGAAGUUACUGUUAUGAAAGAUGGGGAUGUGGGUGGUAUUAGUGGACCACCUGGGUUGUUCAAUAAUAGCUUGUAUGGCACUAACUCAACAACAAACCCCUCGUGUGAUGCUAGCCGGGGUCUUUUUAUGAAGGGCUUAGGGACCCAGGGACCAAGAAAGGAGAGCAUUGUAGGGAAUAGUGAGUUCUCUGAUCGAAGAGAUCAAGAAUCCCUUGCAAAACAAACAUCUGAUGCAUCUCUACACGGUACAAGCAGUGAAACUAAUGUUGGCAGGGAAAUGGGUAUGGCCAGAAAUUUAGGUAUGAAAGAUGUAUCAAAGCCCCCUGUCUUACCUCAAGCUUCUGCCUCAUCGAAUGCUCCUUUCAAGGAGCACCAUCUGAGACAACUCAGAGCUCAAUGCCUUGUCUUUUUAGCUUUUCGAAAUGGCUUAGUUCCCAGGAAACUGCAUCUUGAAAUUGCAUUGGGCUCCUUUGAACUGACUGAAGGUAUCAAUAAUGGAGAUGGCACUCUCAAAGGAUUGAACAAUAGAGGAAAGGAGUUAGUGUUUAGUGAGUCUGGUAACAACAGUGAACCUGCUGGUCACUUGGGGGGAUCAAAUGAUACCAGAGAAAAUGAAAAAGAGAAGAUAAUCUCCACUGGUAACUUACCAGGUUCUUCGUCCACUGGAAGCCUUCUAGAGACAGAUUCCUCCUCAAAGGACACAGAGAGUGGAAGAAAGGGGAAAAGCAAGAAGGUUCUUCCAACUGAGAGAUCUAAAAUGACAGAAGAAAGGAAGCGCAAUUUAUCUGCCAGAAAAACACAAACGGCUGAGUCAAAGAUGGUGCUGAUGAUGCAGCAAGAACCUGAUAUGAACUCUCCUGCGGAUUUUCAGAGGGUUUCAAAUGAUAAGUACCAUGAAAAGGAGGGUGCUGAGUAUUUUGUUGGAAAAAUGAAUCAGGUUUAUUCGAAUGUUUUAGACACGAGUAAGAGAAUGGUUCCUCAUGCACCUGGCUUAACUGGACCUGGGGCAUCCUCUUUCCGGGAUGUACCGGUUGUUGUGCCUCAACAACAUCCUUUCUUGGGUAAAGUAGACAAUCCCAUGAAUCACCCUCAAGCUUUAGAUGGAUCUCCUGCCCUUCUGAGAACUGCAGCUGGGGAUCAGAAUCCAUCUAUUUCAUUGUCGAAGGAUCGUUUCCCAAUGACUACUGGCAAACUUGCUGAUAUUGAUAAUGGGUUUAAGAAAAUUUCUUCAUCUGCAUUUGAUAGCCAUUCUCUCUCUGCUACUGCUGGCCAGGGUAAGAGUUCUCGUGCUACUCUUGAGUCGGUUAGCCCUAUUACUCUGGGUGAUACAUAUUUUGUGGCUCCUGCAUUGAAUGGUUCAAAUGAUCAGACGGUUGUUGACUUGCAAAAGCAAAGUAGUUCUGAUGUGUCCAAGGGUAGGAAUCUUCAGGAAACUGUGCAUUAUGCACAGCUGCUUACAGUUUAUGAAAAAGCAGCUGAAGAAGAAGAAAACAAAGCAGAUGCUAGUGACGCACCAUCAUCUCCCCCAAAGUACAGUACCAUUGACAAGUGGAUCACAGACCAACGCAAAAGAAAACUUCUUGAAGAGCAAAGUUGGGCACUAAAGCAGAGGAAGACGGAGGAGAAGAUAACUGAUUGUUUUCAUAAGUUAAAGGAAAAUGUGAAUGCUUCAGAAGAUAUAUCAGCCAAGACAAGAAGUGUCAUUGAACUCAAAAAGCUUCAGCUGCUUCAGCUUCAAAGGAAAUUGAGAAGUGAAUUCUUGCAUGAUUUCUUCAAGCCCAUCACCUUUGAUAUUGAUCGUAUAAAAUCAGUUAAGAAGCAUAGACAUGGAAGGCGGAUAAAACAGCUCGAAAGAUAUGAGCUUAAAAUGAAGGAGGAGAGGCAAAAGCGGUUCCGUGAGAGGCAGAAAGAGUUCUUCACUGAAGUGGAAGAUCACAAGGAAAGGUUGGAGGACUACCAUAAGAUUAAGAGAGAACGAUGGAAGGGAGUUAACAAAUAUGUGAAGGAGUUUCAUAAGAGAAAAGAUCGGGCACAUCGUGAGAAAAUUGAGAGGAUCCAGCGUGAGAAGAUCAAUCUGUUAAAGAACAAUGAUGUUGAGGGAUAUCUAAGGAUGGUUCAGGAUGCAAAAUCUGAUCGUGUUAAGCAACUUCUUAAAGAAACAGAAAAAUAUCUUCAGAAGCUUGGGGCAAAACUUCAACAGGCAAAUGCCAUGGCACGGCGUUUUGGGAUGGAAACGGAGGAUACAAGAGCAGCAAAUGUGAUUGAUAAAGAUGAACCUGAUGUGGAAAACGAGGAUGAAAGUGCCCAGCAUUAUUUGGAGAGCAAUGAGAAAUACUACCUAUUGGCUCAUAGUAUAAAGGAGAGCAUCAAUGAGCAGCCAACCUCUCUUCAGGGUGGAAAAUUGAGAGAGUAUCAGAUGAAUGGCCUGAGAUGGUUGGUUUCACUAUACAAUAAUAAUUUGAAUGGGAUCCUUGCAGAUGAAAUGGGUCUAGGAAAAACUGUUCAGGUUAUUUCUCUGAUUUGCUACCUGAUGGAAGUCAAAAAUGAUCGAGGACCUUUUCUGGUGGUAGUACCAUCGUCUGUUCUUCCUGGAUGGGAUUCUGAAAUCAGCUUAUGGGCUCCUGGUAUAAACAAAAUUGCAUAUGCUGGUCCUCCUGAAGAGAGACGCAGGCUAUUCAAGGAAAUAAUAGCUCAUCAGAAAUUCAAUAUCCUGUUGACAACAUACGAAUAUCUUAUGAACAAACAUGACAGACCUAAACUCAGCAAAGUACAUUGGCAUUAUAUUAUAAUUGAUGAAGGCCAUCGCAUAAAGAAUGCAUCUUGCAAGUUGAAUGCAGAAUUGAAGCAUUACCAGAGCUCUCACCGUCUUCUGUUGACAGGAACGCCUCUCCAGAACAAUCUUGAGGAGCUCUGGGCUCUCCUUAACUUCUUGCUGCCAAACAUUUUCAACUCAUCGGAGGAUUUCUCCCAGUGGUUCAACAAACCAUUCGAGAGUGGCAAUGAUAGUUCCCCCGAUGAAGCUUUAUUAUCUGAGGAGGAAAACCUUUUAAUUAUUAAUCGUCUUCAUCAAGUCCUGCGUCCUUUUGUACUUCGAAGAUUGAAGCACAAGGUGGAAAAUGAAUUACCGGAGAAGAUUGAAAGGCUUAUAAGGUGUGAGGCCUCUGCUUAUCAAAAGCUUUUAAUAAAGAGAGUCGAGGAUAAUCUUGGUUCAAUCGGAACUUCAAGGGGCCGCUCGGUACACAACACUGUGAUGGAAUUACGUAAUAUUUGCAACCAUCCAUAUCUCAGCCAGUUGCAUGCGGAGGAGGUUAACACCUUGAUACCACGGCAUUACCUGCCAUCAAUGGUGCGGCUUUGUGGGAAGCUAGAAAUGUUAGAUCGUUUACUACCCAAGUUGAAGGCGACAGACCAUCGAGUUCUCUUCUUCUCCACUAUGACUAGGUUGCUUGAUGUGAUGGAGGACUAUCUCUGUUGGAAAGGGUACGGGUAUCUUCGAUUGGAUGGUCAUACUUCUGGAAGUGAGCGUGGAGCUCUUAUCGAGGACUUCAAUAGGCCCGACUCUUCUGCUUUUAUAUUUCUAUUAAGUAUUCGGGCAGGUGGUGUUGGAGUUAAUCUUCAAGCUGCUGAUACUGUCAUCAUAUUUGACACUGAUUGGAAUCCUCAGGUUGAUCUGCAGGCACAGGCUAGGGCUCAUAGGAUUGGACAAAAGAAAGAUGUACUUGUACUGCGGUUUGAAACAGUACAAACUGUAGAAGAACAAGUCAGAGCUGCAGCAGAACACAAGCUUGGAGUAGCCAAUCAGAGCAUUACUGCUGGUUUCUUUGACAACAAUACCAGUGCUGAAGAUCGAAGGGAGUAUUUGGAAGCUCUCCUCCGGGAGUGCAAAAAGGAAGAAGCCGCUCAAGUUUUAGAUGACGGUGCCCUGAAUUAUCUUUUGGCUCGCAGUGAGUCAGAGAUUGAUGUUUUUGAAUCCAUUGACAAACAAAGGAGUGAAGAUGAGAUGGCACAAUGGCAAAAGUUGCAGUCAUGGAACAAGGAUCGUUCUGAGCCCUUGGUGUUGCCAUCUCGGCUUGUAACUGAAGAGGAUUUGAAGUCAUUUUAUAAUGCCAUGAAGCUAUAUGAGACGGCCAAUAUAGGAAUAAAGCACAAAAGUGAGCAUCUUGGAGUUCUUGACGUUCAACAGUAUGGAAGGGGCAAAAGAGCUCGAGAGGUUCGUUCAUAUGAAGAUCAAUGGACAGAGGAAGAAUUUGAAAAGAUGUGCCAGGCUGAAUCCCCUGAAUCCCCCAAACCACAGGAAGCAUCUAAGGAUUCUCGGGAGACAAAAGAGGUUGAUGGCUUGACAAAGGUGGUUGAUGCCAAUGAGCCAAUCCUAGCAGCAGCACCAGCAGCAACACCAGCACCAGCACCAGCACCAACAUCGGCACCGGCACCGGCACCGGCACCAGCACUGGCACCGGCACAGGGACCUGCACUGGCACCGACAUUGGCACGAGCACCGGUACCGGUACCGGUACCGGUACCGGCACAGGCACGAGCACCAGCACGAGCACCAGCAUCGGCACUGGCACCGGCCCAGCCCCAGCCCCAGCCCCAGCCCCAGCCCCAGCCCCAGCCCCAGCCCCGGCACCGGCACCGGCAACGGCAACGGCACCAGCACCAACACCAACACAAGCACCAGCGCCACCACUUGUUAAGAGAGGGCGAGGAAGGCCGAGGAGAGGCACUGAAGUUUCUCCCGCUGCUAAAACCAGAGCAAAGAAUACACAGGCUGGGCCUGUAAAAGUAGAUG
Messenger RNA from Amborella trichopoda, 6330 nucleotides. Its product is annotated as chromatin structure-remodeling complex protein SYD. NCBI's taxonomy places the organism in Eukaryota, Viridiplantae, Streptophyta, Magnoliopsida, Amborellales, Amborellaceae. Gene Ontology annotation, molecular function: histone binding; ATP binding. The record is from RefSeq and is a predicted model, not a curated record.